GUUCUCACCUCUACCAACUCAGUAGCUUUCCUUCCUUGUUACAAUGCCUCUCGAAACUGGUCUUCAAGAUGCCCAUGUCCUCAUCACGGGAGGCACCCGAGGUAUGGGCCAGGCGAUGGUGCGCCAAUUCCUCCAAGAGGGAGCCCACGUCUCCUACUGCGCCCGCACAGUCACCAACACCGAAUUCGACAACAUCCACCAAGCCCUCCCCGAGACCAAUCCUGCACGCGCACAUGGCACUGCCUUCGACGUUGCGUCCAAGGAGGCGAUCGUGAAUUGGGUCAAGGACUCCGCCGAACGCGUGGGACGAAUUGAUGUCAUCAUUGCCAAUGCAUCACCCAUGCACAUGGAAGGCGAGACAGAGCACUGGGAGAGCAGCUUCGCGAUCGACGUGAUGGGCUUCGUGGAGCUGGUCAAAGCGGCAGAGCCCUACCUGGAAAAGUCCCCGCAGGCCUCCAUCAUCGUGCAGAGCUCGUUCAUGGGCCGUGAGUUCUACCGCAGCCCUCCAGCUGCAUAUGGCCCCUGCAAAGCCGCUCAGCUGCAGCACGUGCAGGAGUUAUCGCACUACCUUGGGCCCAAGGGCAUCCGCGUCAACGCCAUCUCGCCGGGUCCGGUCCUCUGCGAGGGCGGUCCCUGGGAGAAAUACUCGAAGCUCAUGCCCGAGUGGGUGGAGGAGCAGCGAUUGAAGAUUCCGUUGAAGCGGUUGGGUGGCCCGCAGGAGAUUUCCAAUGUGGCUGUCUUUUUGGCGAGUCCAUUGGCUAGCUUUGUGACGGGGACAAAUGUACUGGUGGAUGGAGGUAUUCACGUGGGCACACAGUUCUAGAUUUGUUGUAUAUGAGAUUGCAAGUAAUGAAC
Messenger RNA from Aspergillus homomorphus CBS 101889, 855 nucleotides. Its product is annotated as SDR family NAD(P)-dependent oxidoreductase. The coding region runs from base 44 to 823 and encodes 259 amino acids. The record is from RefSeq and is a predicted model, not a curated record. Gene Ontology annotation, molecular function: oxidoreductase activity, acting on the CH-OH group of donors, NAD or NADP as acceptor. Lineage: Eukaryota; Fungi; Ascomycota; Eurotiomycetes; Eurotiales; Aspergillaceae. The transcript has 2 exons.